Molecule: messenger RNA, 635 nt
Organism: Plutella xylostella (diamondback moth)
Lineage: Eukaryota; Metazoa; Arthropoda; Insecta; Lepidoptera; Plutellidae
Product: endocuticle structural glycoprotein ABD-4
Cellular component (GO): chitin-based extracellular matrix
Molecular function (GO): structural constituent of chitin-based larval cuticle
Source: RefSeq, a predicted model, not a curated record
AGCUUGCUAUAAAUACUCAUUGUCAGGACAUUUCGGCAAGCAUUACCAGUUUAGGUGUGAGAAGGAGUUUAAUUUAGGCUUAUCUUUGUAUACAGACAAAGAAAACUUUAAAAAUAAAAAUGAAGUGUGUUAUCCUGCUCUGCCUGUGUGCCACCGCCGUGCUGUCAGCGCCACAGACCAAGGAGGCCUCCGAGCCCAUCCCCAUCCUGCGGCAAGACAGCCAGGACAACGGGGACGGCUCCUACCAAUACUCCUUCGAAACCGGCAACGGAAUUAACGCAGAACAGAAGGGAGAGCUGAAGAAAGUCGGCGACAUCGACGCCAUUGAGGUCCAGGGCCAAUUCCAGUAUCCCGGCGAGAACGGACCAAUCGUUCUCACGUACGUAGCUGAUGAGAACGGAUUCCACCCAAUGGGAGACCACCUGCCCACCGCCCCGCCGGUGCCCGCGCCAAUCCAGCGAGCCCUGGAGUACCUCGCCACGGCAUCGCCGCCUAGUCCUGCAGCAGACAAUGUUCAGUAAUUAUUUUGUCGAUGCAAACUGAAUGUUAAGUUUAGUGAAGAGUGAGAAUAUUGUGCUUUUUUGUAAUUUUAUACCUACUUAUUAAAAUAAAUGAAUUGUUCAUUAUUAUGUUAA